This is a messenger RNA of Drosophila nasuta, 897 nucleotides long. Its product is annotated as coiled-coil domain-containing protein 124. The coding region runs from base 69 to 710 and encodes 213 amino acids. Gene Ontology annotation, molecular function: transcription coactivator activity. Gene Ontology annotation, cellular component: nucleus. Gene Ontology annotation, biological process: transcription by RNA polymerase II. NCBI's taxonomy places the organism in Eukaryota, Metazoa, Arthropoda, Insecta, Diptera, Drosophilidae. The transcript is spliced from 2 exons. The record is from RefSeq and is a predicted model, not a curated record.
UGUUUGUCAAAAUUCUGCCAUCCAUCGUCAGGAAGAAGAAGAAUCGUACAGCAAACAGUGAAUUCGCAAUGCCAAAGAAAAUGGGAAUUAACUCCAAGGCCGCCGAGGCACGCGACCGCAAGGAUGCGACCAAGAAGGCAAUACAAGAGCGCAAUGCACGUGAGGCAGAAGAUCGCCUGUGGCAGGACGAUGACAAGAACUUGGCCAAGAAGCAGCAGCGACGCGAAGAAGAAGAGCGCAAAAAAGCUGAAGCAGCGCGUCGCAAAGCGGAAUCGAAAGCGCUGCUCGACCAGGAGACCAACUCGAUUAAUACGCAGCGUAAGCAGCCACUGGCGAAGAUCAAUCGACAGCAGAUUCUUGAAGAGAUGGAGAAGAAACAGCGGGUGAUGGAUGCCAUCAACGAGGCCAACAAACCGCCGCCAACUCGAGUUGUUGUGCAGCACACGACGCUGGAGGAGAACUUGAAUCGCUCGCUGGCCGACACUGAUGUGGCCACCAAUGUGGACGAGGCGCUGGCCGUGCUCAGUGUCAACGAUGAUGAUGAUAAGCAUCCCGAGAAACGCAUGCGAGCCGCAUACAAAACCUUUGAAUCCAAUAAUCUGCCUCGUAUCAAGGCCGAGAAUCCUUCGCUGCGUAUGUCCCAGUGGAAGCAAAUGCUCAUGAAGGAGUGGAACAAGUCACCCGACAAUCCCUUCAACCAGGCACGCUAAAUUCCCUCCAUACACAACUUGUGAAUUUAUCAGACAUCGAGCGGACGACGUGGGAAGUCUCCCAAUAGAAACUGCAGAGCAGUCCUUUGAGAUUCCUGCUCGAUGUAGAUACAAAAUAAUUAUACUUUACGAUUAGAAUUCUCCUUUAAGGCGUGCGCAAUAAAUUUGCAGACUUUUAUUUAUUUAA